This is a messenger RNA of Danio rerio (zebrafish), 5106 nucleotides long. NCBI's taxonomy places the organism in Eukaryota, Metazoa, Chordata, Actinopteri, Cypriniformes, Danionidae. The record is from RefSeq and is a predicted model, not a curated record.
GGGAUUUCUGUGUUUCCAUUCACAUCUCUAUUGGCGUCCCUGUUCUCCAGCGCUCAGUGUGGCUCAGUGAAGGUUGAUGAUUGGCUGAUGGGAGAUGAGAGUCUGGAGGCUCGCGCUUCAUACCCGUGUCCGUGUGUUUACACUCAGUUCUCGAGAUCCAGACGAGCGGCAGCGUCAGGACUAUGGCGCUCCACAGAUAGCAGCGGACAUCUCACAACGAUGGCAUUAUGCUUAACGCUUACGGACAACUUUUUCUUCUCGCCGCUACAGGAAUAAAAGCUGCCAAGUACUUUUGUUUUCGCUUUAUCCACUGUUUUCAGAGAGAAACGCGUUCUUUGUUUCAGUGGAGUUGUAAGUGAGAUGAACUUUACGCUGGUUGAUGCGUUUCACUACGGACGGGGUCUGCGAUGUGCCUGAGCGAACAUUUGGUGAAACUGUAGCUUUUACACAUUUUGGGGAAAGUUCUGGACCAGGUUUCUAUUAAAAACCACCACGGUGCAGCCUGUUUUUAUAAGUUUGUAAAGUUCGAGGAGGAACCCGUCUCCAUAUUUCACACUAUUUGAAGUAUCCUUCACGGAGGAUUCAGCGAGGCUUCAGCCGACUGGAGCGAGAGCACCUGGGGGGCGUUUGGCAGUAGCGUGACCGGGUGAAGAUGCUCUCAACGUGGAUACACCGCGACCAGUCUCCCGCCUCCCUGCUCGGUUUACUUCUACUCAGCUCAACCUUAGUAAUACAUGCAGAUGGCAGCGAUUACAGUGAAGUUCUCCCGGACUCGUUUCCAUCAGCUCCUGCCGAACCGCUGCCAGAAUUCCAGAGUGAGCCCGAGGAUGCAUUCAUAGUAAAAAACAGACCCGUCAAACUGUCCUGCAAGGCCGCCCCUGCCACACAGAUAUACUUUAAAUGCAAUGGAGAAUGGGUGAACCAGAAUGACCAUGUGACCAAGGAAAGUCUGGACCAUAUCACAGGUCUGGUAGUGAGAGAAGUAGAUAUCUCUGUCUCCCGGACGCAGGUAGAGGAGUUGUUUGGGCUGGAGGAUUAUUGGUGCCAGUGUGUUGCCUGGAGCUCGGCAGGCACCACAAAGAGCCGUCGGGCUUACGUCCGCAUCGCCUACUUGAGAAAGAACUUUGAGCAGGAGCCGCUUGGCAGGGAGGUGCGUCUGGAGCAGGAAGUAUUACUGCAGUGUCGUCCACCAGAGGGCAGCCCGCCUGCUGAGGUGGACUGGCUAAAGAACGAAGAGCUCAUUGACCCGGCGCUGGAUUCUAACUUUCUAAUUACCAUCGAGCACGACCUGAUCAUCAAACAGGCUCGACUCUCUGACACUGCCAACUACACCUGUGUGGCACGUAAUGUGGUCGCUAAGAGACGCAGCAGCACUGCCACUCUCAUCGUCUACGUAAGUGGAGGCUGGUCAUCCUGGACAGAGUGGUCAGAAUGUAAUGCUCAGUGUGGGCGGGGCUGGCAGAGACGGACACGCAGCUGCACCAAUCCAGCACCACUCAAUGGAGGAGCCUUCUGUGAUGGACCGCCCUUCCAGAGAGUCACCUGUACCACCCUCUGUCCAGUGGAUGGAGGCUGGACCGAGUGGGCCAAGUGGUCUGCGUGUGGGACGGAGUGCACACAUUGGCGCAGUCGUGAAUGUCAGGCUCCACCGCCACGUAAUGGAGGACGACACUGCAGCGGCAGCAUGAUGGAGAGCAAGAACUGCACUGAGGGAUUAUGUGCACGCACUCUGGGCUCUGGGACUGGUGUCGCGGUGUACGCAGGGCUCGUGGGAGCUCUGCUUCUCUGUGUGAUCCUGGUGUUGUGUGUGGGGAUUCUGGUCUAUCGCCGGAGCUGUCGCCAUCUUCACGGUGAAAUCACAGAUUCGUCAUCAGCCCUCACUGCUGCCUUCCACCCCGGCAACUACAAACCUCCACGACAGGAUAAUCCACACCUCCUGCAUCCAACAGCUCCGCCUGACCUCACAGCCAGUGCCGGAACUUUCCGCGGGCCACUUUUCUCCUUACAACAGGCUACACUGGACUCGCACCACAAGAUCCCCAUGACCACGUCUCCUUUGCUUGACCCUCUUCCCAGCCUGAAGAUAAAGGUGUACAACUCCUCUACCAUGUCCUCCUUGGAGCUGCCGACCGGCCUGGGGUCUGUUGACGGGGAUAUCAUGAGCUUGAAGACUGUUGGCUCUGGACCUAAAGAUCAUCAUGGCCACACGCUGCCCAGGGAGCCCAGUCACAGCGCCAGUGCCACGCUGGGCUCACUGGGUGGCCGUCUCACCAUCCCUAAUACAGGGGUAAGCCUGCUGGUUCCACCCGGGACGAUUCCUCAGGGCAAGUUCUACGAGAUGUACCUCAUUAUCAACAAAUGGGAAAAAACAACGUUGCCAUCAGAUGGUAGUCAGACAGUAUUAAGUCCGGUGGUGAGCUGCGGACCCUCAGGCAUGUUGUUGAGCAGACCUGUGGUCCUCACUCUGCCCCACUGCGCACAGCUGGAGCCCCCAGACUGGACCCUCACCCUCAAAAUGCAGAACCAUCAAGGUGCUUGGGAGGAGGUGCUGACUGUGGGAGAGGAGAGUCUAUCGUCACCCUGUUAUCUGCAGGUGGAGGAGCAGAGUUGUCAUAUCCUGAUGGAGCAGCUGGGCACUUAUGGGCUGGUGGGACAGUCGGCUCCUCCUCGGCCGGCCUGUAAGAGACUGCAGUUGGCCCUGUUUGCCCCUCGGGCCCCGUGCCUCUCUCUGGACUACAGUCUGAGGGUUUACUGCAUACAGGACACCCCACAUGCCCUCAAGGAAGUAUUAGAGGUUGAGAGAAGUCUGGGUGGGGUUUUACUGGAGGAUCCCAAACCUUUGCUUUUUAAGGACAGUUACCACAAUAUGCGGCUGUCGAUCCAUGACAUCCCUCAUUCACACUGGAGGAGCAAACUCCUGGCUAAGUAUCAGGAAAUCCCAUUCUAUCACAUUUGGAGUGGGAGUCAGCGGCCGUUGCACUGCACCUUCAGUCUGGAGAGAGGAAGCCUGGUGGUUUCCCAGCUCACCUGCAAGAUCUGUGUCAGACAGGUGGAGGGAGAGGGACAGAUAUUCCAACUCAACACUGACAUCCAAGAGACUUUGCCGCCCCAUUCACCAUUGCCAGCAGGCGGUUCAUGUCUGCCUUCGUCUCAAGUGGGCCCAUAUGCUUUCAGGCUGCCCGUCUCCAUACGCCAGAAAAUUUGUGCCAGUCUGGAUGCCCCCAGUGCUCGUGGCUGUGACUGGAGAAUGCUGGCUCGCAGCCUGGCCUUCGACAGAUAUCUGAACUACUUUGCAACCAAACCGAGCCCCACAGGUGUGCUGCUGGACCUGUGGGAAGCCUGCCAUCAGGGGGACGCAGACCUGGUCUCGCUGGCGACAGCUCUGGAAGAGAUGGGCAAGAGUGAGGUCUUGGUUGUCAUGACGACAGAUGGCGAUUGCUGACAGGCCAAUCAAAGAAGUGUGAAAAGGGGAUAUAUUUGCCAUCACAAACCUAGAAUGAAUGCAAGCGGAUGGAAAGUGCACUUCAGUGCGUCGUUACAACUUGCCUUUUACCUCAGUUUCCUUCGUGCUCACGCAGAAUAUGCAGCGCCUAUGAGCUGGGGUCAGGCGCUCUGGAUGAUCUUCAGAUAAUACAUAUCUAAAUGUAGCAAACGCGACGAUGCUGCAAUCACAAAAACAGAGACGUCGAUUCAAAAAGGACUUGCUGGUAUACGAUUCCGAGCAGCUCAUGAUUAAGUGAUAGUUGCAUCAUACUGAUACCCUCGCUGCACAGAGCAAGUGUGAAAGUACAUGAUCAAACGCCAUUGCACAUCGAGCCGCUGGCUUUGUUUCCUAGCGACCGUGAGAUGCUUAAAGACACUGAGAUUCUGCGUCCGGUAAAACAGCAGUGUGCCGAGCUCCUCAGGAAACAUGCUCGCACAUAAGUAAACAGGGGUAGAGGUGGAAACACGGAUACCAAUGCCAACCAACAAGGAGCUAAAGUCAUCUGCACUAAAAUCAGCUUGCUUAAUGCGUUUUCAUAAUGAAUUCUGGAAAAAAAGGCCAAAUUAUGCUGUUACAGCUUGUAACUGUGAAAUAUAAACUCAUUUGUGAGAUAAACGCACAAGCCAAUAUUGCGUUUAUAUUUUGCAAUUCUGACUUUUUCCUUAUAAUUGUGGUUAUAACUGUCAAAAUUAAGAGGAAAAUGCCAGAAUUAAGUUGCAGUUUUUUUCCCUUAAAAUUGGGUUUUUACAAUUGUAAAGUCGCAAUUGUUAGUUAACAUAGCAUAAUUUUUUUGACACAGUUACAAGUUUAUAAGCUUUCUCAUCAUCCUGAUUUAAAUAGGAGCAUUUAAUUGUUUAUAACUACAAUUUGUUAGAAUGCCUAUAAACUUAACUUUAAACAUAAUUCUGAGUAUAGCUACACAUUGCGAGACAAAAUUCUGAGAAAAGGCUGAAGUUGAGAUUAAUUCACAAUUGUUAUCUAUCUUAAUUUGAACUUUUUCUUGCAAUUGCGAUUUUGUAAUGUGAAGUUACAGCCUGAUCUCGUGAUGAAACAUAGCUAUUUUACUUUAUCAGUUUAACAAUUGUUACCAAUUGUCUCACGAUGAAACGCAACUGUUUUACAUUUUAUUAGAUUAACAAUUGUUAACAGUUGUGUCAUAAUGAAACGUGAUUAUUUUACGUUUUAUUAGUUUAUCGUCUGUUAACAAUUGUCUCAUGAUGAAACGUAAAUAUUUAACGUUUUGUCAGUUUAACAAUUGUUAUUUAUCUCAACUUGAACUUUUUCUUGCAAUUGCAAUAUUCUCAUUCGAAGUUACAGCCUGAUCUCACGAGGAAACGUAAAAAUUUAAUGUUUUGUCAGUUUAACAAUUGUUAACAAUUGUCUCACGAUGAAACAUUACUAUUUUACGUUUUGUCAGUUUAGCAUUUGUUAAUUAUAUCAAUUUGAACUUUUUCUUGCAAUUGCAAUUUUGUAAUGUGAAGUGACAGUCUGAUCUCACAAUGAAACGUAACUAUUUUACGUUUUGUCAGUUCAACAACUGUUAACAAUUGUCUCACGAUGAAACUUAACUAUUUUACAUUUUUUCAGUUUAGCAAUUGUUAAUUAAAUCAAUUUGAACUUUU